UGGGUCCGCAGGGCGAAGGGGAACGUGUACCACCUGGCGUGCUUCGCCUGCUUCUCCUGCAAGAGACAGCUUUCUACUGGAGAGGAGUUCGCCUUGGUGGAGGAGAAGGUCCUCUGCAGGGUACAUUACGACUGCAUGUUGGACAACCUGAAAAGAGAAGUUGAAAAUGGUAAUGGGAUUAGUGUGGAAGGAGCAUUACUAACAGAACAAGAUGUUAAUCACCCAAAACCAGCAAAAAGAGCUCGGACCAGCUUCACAGCAGAUCAACUCCAGGUUAUGCAAGCACAGUUUGCUCAGGACAACAAUCCAGAUGCACAAACCCUUCAGAAACUGGCGGAAAGAACAGGCCUGAGCAGGCGCGUCAUACAGGUGUGGUUUCAAAAUUGCAGAGCACGCCAUAAGAAACAUGUUAGUCCUAAUCAUUCAUCUACUGCUCCUGUCACAGCAGUGCAGCCCUCCAGGCUGUCUCCACCCAUGUUAGAGGAAAUGGCAUACUCUGCAUAUGUACCCCAGGACGGGACCAUGUUAACAGCUCUGCACAGCUACAUGGAUGCUCAUUCACCUACAGCUCUGGGACUCCAGCCUUUGCUACCCCAUUCAAUGACACAACUGCCACUAAGUCACACCUAAUUCCUUUCUGUCAGGGAUAUAAGCUAUUAAGGAUGUAACCUUAAGUCAUUCAUUGUGUAUUAAAAAUAUCAUUGGAAAGAUAUUAAUGUUAACUUUUUAGUUAACAUCAAAAGCAUUUUCAAGACCAUUUUUUGCUGCCCAGGUAUGUAAGUAUAUUUAGCCUGCAAGACACUUUUAUGGAUUCUUCAUAAGUAACUAUUCCAUUGUUUACAAGCCUUAUUAAACACCUUUUUGUAUUGUCUGGAAGUAGUCCACUGUAGUUAUGUGUGUGUUAAUUUAUUUGUCAUCAAAAGAGCACUUUGCCUAAAAGAAAGGACUGACAAUUGUGCAAAAUGUUUACAACUCUUUGUGAAAUUGUAGCUUAUCAUUAGUUUGUAUCUGUAAGUUAUUGCUAAAAGUAUUACCUGUAUUUGAGUUGUAUACAGCUUAUAUGUUAAAGCUUAUUUCUGUGAGUUUACAAAAAUAAAUUUUGGUUGCAAAUAUUUUCAAAAUGAACUGAAUAAAGUUUCUGCUGUAGCAUGCCAAGCAAA
Molecule: messenger RNA, 1160 nt
Organism: Merops nubicus (carmine bee-eater)
Lineage: Eukaryota; Metazoa; Chordata; Aves; Coraciiformes; Meropidae
Gene: LHX8
Product: LIM homeobox 8
Exons: 5
Biological process (GO): regulation of transcription by RNA polymerase II; forebrain neuron development; neuron differentiation
Cellular component (GO): nucleus
Molecular function (GO): DNA-binding transcription factor activity, RNA polymerase II-specific; RNA polymerase II transcription regulatory region sequence-specific DNA binding
Source: RefSeq, a predicted model, not a curated record